Molecule: messenger RNA, 1845 nt
Organism: Naegleria lovaniensis
Lineage: Eukaryota; Heterolobosea; Eutetramitea; Acrasida; Naegleriidae
Exons: 6
Coding region: 1-1845 (614 amino acids)
Biological process (GO): double-strand break repair
Cellular component (GO): BRCA1-A complex; BRISC complex
Molecular function (GO): metallopeptidase activity; polyubiquitin modification-dependent protein binding
Source: RefSeq, a predicted model, not a curated record
AUGAGCAACAACCAAGCGGAGAAAAGAAAACGAGAGGAUGAUAACAAAGAAGAAGAAGAAUAUUCAUCGGUACAACGAAAACCAAUCAUUACCAUACCAGAUAAUAGGAACGGCAACAAUAAUAACAACAACAGGAACAAUCCGACAGUGACCCCUACGAAUACGAACAACACUACUAAUACGGAACCUCCGAGAACAAUCAGAACCAUCUCUGUAGAAGAAAAGAGCGAUGACAAUAGCGUAUACAUUGUGAAAAAAGGAGAUUUUUCCACGGAUAGGACCAUUUGUCAUAUGAAAGAAGAAAAGUCAAGUGGCUACAACGUCAUCAUUGAACAAUCAGUAAUUUGUGGAAUAAUUGAUCAUGCUUAUUCGGAUCAUCAUAAUGAGAUCAUUGGAUUGUUGGGAGGUUUUCACGACGCAAAAACCAACACUGUUUAUGUCAGCUGUUUUAAGGCACUUGCAAGAGAGGUAGAGAAUAUAGCUAUUGAUGGAGUCACAUGCAGUCCUAACGAAAUUAUUUUGGCACAAGAGUUUUUCCAAACCAAAGAUUUAACUUUUUGUGGAUGGUACCACUCACAUCCUCGAAUACCGCCAUUUCCCUCUAUGAAGGAUUUACAAAUGCAAUAUGAAAUGCAAAUGCAAGCAGCAUAUUCAUUUGGUAUUAUUUGCUCUUCUUUCUUCUCUGAAGGAACAACGAGCAAAAAGAGUGAUCUCCAAAACUUCUACAUUAAUUGCUUUAGAGUUCACGAAAGGCAGGGAUCAUUCACCGCUCUCAAAGUAGAGUAUUCCAUCAACAAUUUUGGAUGUUUAAAAUCAGAGUCACAAGUUGAAAUGGUGAAUACCAUGAAGACAUGCUUUCAAGAGGCAAAGGAAACCUAUUCCAGACUCAUGGAGGAAUCAAUACAAGAAAAUAACUUGGAAAAACAAUUGUACAUAAUGUCAAAGUAUCAAUCAUUUCUUUUUGAAUUUUGGAAUGGUUCUAUCAAUCAAAGGAUAAAAACAUUAAGACAAGACAUUUCCAAUAUGAGAGCUCAAAACUUACAUUUAAGACAGAAACUAGAUCAACAAAAUCGACGAAAGACAGUAUUUGAACCAAAAGAAAAGAAGACAAAGACUUCAGGUAUUGAAAAAUUAAUUCAUGGUAACAAGUCAAUUUCACUCAACAUUUUACACAAAAUUAAUGACCACAAUUUGGAUGUCUCUAAAAUUAUUGAAGACGAACGAGAAUGUAUGAAGUAUGCAGAGGAAGAAGAUGUUAGCGAGGACUCGGUGCAACUCUUGAAGCAAAUCAGCAACACAGAGAUACCUCUCCUCGAAUUUCCGGAUCCACCCAUUCAACAGAGAGCCAAUAACUCUGUAUUCUUUAUUUAUCGAAAAUUUAUCCUUAAUGGUGAAACGUUUAAUUCUGGUGAGAAUGCACAAAUAGAAAUAUCUUUACAGAAUGGCUUAACCAAAUUCUUAGCCAAAAUUUGUGAAGUUAUAAGAACAGAUGUAAACAACCCUGACAAAUUUCAUGGGACACAUUUGUACUUGCACUAUUUUCACAAAGCAACGUUGCUGCAGAGUCAUCUCAGCAAAGAUAUUUAUGACAAAUAUUUUAGUGACGCAGGGGAAGAUGAAUAUGUGUUCACUCCUUUGCAAACGCCAACGCAUACUUCAAUGCCAAAGAAGUUAGAACGUGUAGCCAUCUACGAUUAUUCUAAUUAUAUUAAUUUUAAGUUUGGAGGAAGGAAUGAUAACAGCAAUACGCAGGUAUUUUAUUGCAGAUAUCAACUCAUUUCACAAAACAAUACCGUUCACAUUGAAGACGUUAAGCCCGAAUUUCUAGAUAAAGCAAAACCAUAG